Messenger RNA from Galdieria sulphuraria, 2202 nucleotides. RefSeq names its product THO complex subunit 1. Gene Ontology annotation, biological process: mRNA export from nucleus; regulation of DNA-templated transcription elongation. NCBI's taxonomy places the organism in Eukaryota, Rhodophyta, Bangiophyceae, Galdieriales, Galdieriaceae. Bases 5 to 1537 code for a protein of 510 amino acids. The record is from RefSeq and is a predicted model, not a curated record. Gene Ontology annotation, cellular component: THO complex part of transcription export complex. The transcript is spliced from 2 exons.
UCUAAUGACUUUGAAUAAUGAGGAGGUAGUGGAAUGGAUCAGAAUAAGUAUAGCGGCUCCCGUAGAGGAGCAAAGUGUGCUCGAUACUCUAAGGUCAUUAAGAAUAGAUGACUUAGGGAGUAUUCUUGAGUUGGAACUUCGAGGAAUAUUGUUAGAACUGGUGUCCCGAUCUCUUUCGGAAGAGGUUUCGGAGGAACAUUAUUUGAAGAUAUUUCGAUUAGUUGACUUGUCUUUGUUGCUUUCCAAGGAAAGUAUGGUAGAGCAAGCGACACCAUGCCAGUUGUUGGAGGACUUGAUGGAUACAACUCCCACAAAUCAGUGUUGGAGGGUGCUGGACUAUUUCGAAAAACAUUUGGGAAAUUUUCGGUCUCAUGAAAUACUAUUUAAAGGAAAGCUCAUCUUUCUACGUGCUUGUAUCAGCUUAUUACGUAGAUAUUCAAGAGUAUUGGACGCUGAAACUUGUGGUCGCAUUAUAUUGUUAUUAUCCUCGGCAUUUCCGCCUUCCGAACGUUCAGGUGUGAACCUUAAAGGAAACUUUCACACAUCGAAUACCACUCAGUAUGUGAGAGCGGAGGAAGAAAGGGAAUACUCGUCGACCUCGGGUGACUGUCUAUUGGAUUGGAAUCUUUACGAAACUUUUUGGAGUUUACAACAAUUUUUAUCCAAUCCAACAGUAGCAUAUGGACCCGCAGAGUGGAAAAGUUUUUGUAACUCACUAUCUAAGGUAUUGCAGGUCAUGGAGACGGACCCUGUUCGAGAACUUGCCGAUGAUCCCUUAUCCAUGACUGAAGUAGAACAAGUAUCAGUUGAACAAUGCGAACAUCAAUUGGACUUUGUCAAAUAUUUGACAAGUCCCUAUUUGUUAUCAUUUCAGUUUCGAGACUCGGUAUUUCGAAGAUAUCAUCUUGUACAGUAUCUCAUUUUUCUGCAGCACAUGGCCACGUUGAGGGAAAACUUUGCCUGGAUAGGCAGUGAUGAGAUGGAAGGAUUGGUAAACAGAAUAUUCAGAGUGUUACAAGGCACAAAGCCACAAGGUGAAAGAUUUGUGGAGUACAUUAAGAGGGUAUUAUUGCAUGAAAGAUAUUGGUUGAAAUGGAAAACUUUGGAUAACUGUAAAGCAUUUGAACGACCGCCUUGUGAAAUCCCUGAGAAUUCUGCUGGAGAGAAUGACAAUAUUUUGUGGCGUUCUUUAGAGCAACGUUGGCAAAGACUGUACAAUGAAGAUCGGGAAAGAAAAACUUUAUCGGAGCCUGAAAAUAAAAGCAUAUUACAGAUGAGUCGAUCUUACUGGUCGUGGAAAACGAAGGAGCAACGAGAAGGUACUUUGAAAGAUGCUGGAAGAAUAGUUGUGCCAAACAUCGACGAAAUAAUGGACGAACUUAAACGUGACAAAGAAGAAGGGAUAGAAGAGGAAUUGGCAAAGAAAAACUCUUAUAGUUUUGUUUGGAAGUCUCUACGAGUGUUACUUGGAAAAGAUUUUAACAAGUUGAAUCAAGUUCGGGAGGCAGAUGGAAACAUAGAAGCUAUUCUUCAAUGAUCUCGAAUAUUGCAGUGAAACCCUGCGGUUUCCAAUGUAUAUCUCUAUACGGCCAUAUUGUUGUUUGCAGAUAAGGCUGAUAUUAGUUGCUUCAAAUGGCACAAAACAAUUCAAGGUCCUACUUUUUGCUUUGAACGACAUGUGCAUCAUGGCAAUUGUGGCUAUUUCAUCUUAAAUUUCUUUACAUAUUUAGUUGACUUAAGAAGGAAAGAGCUUAUAUAUGUCCUGAAAAUAACACCAGAGAAUGACCGCUGUUGUUGUUGUUUUUCCAAAAUUUUGAAACUCCAGUUUCUGUUGAAACCAGCAGCAAGUUUUUAAAGAUCUUAGAUCGACAGUACGAUCAGAUUGACGCGAUUAAUGGAUUCUAUCGAUUAUUAAAGAAUCGCGGUAGUACCAUUUAUCAAUAAUGGUUGGUCCUGCACCAUGGGUCUCGUAAAAUUCUUUCCUGAAAUGAGACAAACGAAGCUUUCGAAAACUCUUGGUUAUACGUUCUUUUUUUAUGAGGUUCAAUCUUGUCAGAAAGCUAGUCACAAGACCGAAUCAAACGUGCAAGUGAGGAAGCAGCAGUUGAGAAACUAGUGUGCUAAAGAACGCCCAAAGGAGAGGAUAAGUUUAGCCUGGUGGUCUUGUUGAUGUUCAAUAUGAAGAAAAUAUUUUGAAAACCA